Molecule: messenger RNA, 793 nt
Organism: Phyllostomus discolor (pale spear-nosed bat)
Lineage: Eukaryota; Metazoa; Chordata; Mammalia; Chiroptera; Phyllostomidae
Gene: FAM237A
Product: family with sequence similarity 237 member A
Exons: 2
Coding region: 1-552 (183 amino acids)
Source: RefSeq, a predicted model, not a curated record
AUGGCUGAUCCUGGAAACAGAGGAGGGAUCUACUGCCCCUUGAGCCUCGCCUGCUCCCUGCUCAUUGUUGGAAUGUGCUGUGUGUCUCCUUUCUCCUGCCACAGCCAGAUAGACCUGCUGGCUCUUAACCAAGCUGAUCCUCAGUGCUGGGAGUCUUCCUCAAUUAUCCUCCUGGAAAUGCGGAAGCCUCGAAUUUCCAACACUGUGUCAGGUUUCUGGGAUUUCAUGAUCUACUUGAAGUCAUCUGGGAACUUGAAGCAUGGGGCACUGUUUUGGGAUCUGGCCCAACUCUUCUGGGACAUCUAUGUGGACUGUGUCUUAUCCAGGAACCAUGGCUUAGGAAGGAGGCAGUUGGCUGGAGAAGAAGAGAAGAUCUCAGCAGGGCAUCCACAGCACAUGAGGGAAAAACAAGGUGCAUAUUCUCAGCAACUCAGAAUCCCUUCCCUGAAGAAGAAAAAGGUGAUUGAAGAGUUGCUAAGUGUGCGCAUGCGCAGGAGUGGGGCUACGCUCUUUGGAAAAGCAAGCAGAGGCCCAGAAAUAAAGAGAAAAUAACUUCAGAGUUAACUCAAAUCUUGGAAUUUAAAAAGUGUCUAUUUUGUCUUGACUAUUGAUCAUUCAUUUACUUGGUGGGAAUGUCCAGAGAUAAAUGUUAAGCCUCAUCAGAGUGCUUAGGUUCAUUCUCUGAGGCUGCCAGCGCUCCUUCACACGUGGCGUUACCGCCAGAUCCUCCCACAGCCUGAAAGAGUUCAGAGAGCUCUCAAAGACCAGGGGGGGUUGCGGGGUACUCAGCUGU